Molecule: messenger RNA, 4222 nt
Organism: Eleginops maclovinus (Patagonian blennie)
Lineage: Eukaryota; Metazoa; Chordata; Actinopteri; Perciformes; Eleginopidae
Gene: slc17a9b
Product: solute carrier family 17 member 9b
Exons: 13
Coding region: 521-1921 (466 amino acids)
Biological process (GO): transmembrane transport
Cellular component (GO): membrane
Molecular function (GO): transmembrane transporter activity
Source: RefSeq, a predicted model, not a curated record
UCUCCGCACCGGCACCAUCACGUCUCCAUCCGGCAAGAGAGGGUCAGGAGGAGAGUACAUCCUGGUGCUCGGACGAUGCUCCCAUAGAUGACACAGUUAUAUGUGACAUAUUUUGCACCGUCAUGAUUGGAGAAGAACCGGAGCCAGAGGCGUCACUCUGGGUGUUUUCGAUUGAUGAUACUGAAUCGGUUGAUAAAACUCGUUUAGAAAAGACACCCACAUGAUUACUUCCAGAUUAACCCUACCGAUCAAAAGAAGAACUGCGUCGCCGGCAAAAGGAGGCUGGAGAGAAAACUGACACGUGGAUUACUCCUCCUAGGGUAUCAGGAAAAACAGACUCCCUCCUUCAGCGUCAGCUCCACGACCAUCGCCUCCCGUCCUUAUUCAGUCCCGUUUCAGUCCCGUUUCAGUUUUCAGGAUUAGUUCUUUUACACGUUUACUUUUCUGACUGAUCGACCGGAAGAAAUCGAAAGAAAACAGCCGAGGCGGGUGAAAGGAGGUUGCUGUUAACUCGCGUUGAAUGGCAGUUAUUCAAAAACAUGGCAAGAGCUGUAGUCCAGAUUUGGUCUGUCACAAGGAAAACCAUCCGUCCGAAAAACUCGGAGCUCCUGGAUGUCACAAGAAGUGGCCUGAACACAACACACACUGGACAAGGCCAGUGGCAAGGGUAUGGACGGUGGUGUUGCUGCUUGGGACAUGCCUCCUCUACUGCGCCCGUGUGGCGAUGCCCAUCUGUGCUGUCAACAUGGCAGAGCAGUUCAACUGGAGCAAGAGCGAGUCAGGCAUGGUGCUGGGCAGCUUCUUCUGGGGUUACUGCUUCACCCAAGUGUUCGGAGGCUACGUCAGCGACCGUGUUGGAGGUGAGAAGGUCCUCCUGCUGUCUGCGGCAGCAUGGGGGUCGAUGACGGCCUUCACCCCCAUCCUGGCCCACUUCUGUUCCCAGCCAAUAUUCUCCAUGACACUGGCCCGCUUCCUAAUGGGCUUGUUACAAGGAGUUCAUUACCCUUCUCUGGCGAGUCUGUGCUCUCAGAAGGUGGUGGAAAGUGAAAGGGGUUUCCUCAUGAGCACCGUGGGUAGUGGAUCUUACCUGGGCACUCUGGUGAUAGGAGGGGCUGGCUCCCUCAUGUUGGACCUGUAUGGCUGGCAGAGUGUUUUUUAUGUGUCAGGUCUCCUCUCAGUGCUCUGGGCCUACUGCAUGUGGAAAUAUCUGCUCAAGGGAGAAGGGCCUAUCAUCACCCUGGAGGCCCUGGGAAGUGGUGGGCCCCAAUCCAAACUGUCUAAAAGACAUUGGUUGCGGCUCUUAAAACAACCAGCAGUCUGUGCUGUGAUCGUUACGCACCUUUGCACAGCCAGCACAUUCUUCACUCUUUUGUCAUGGCUGCCAACAUACUUUAAAGACACUUUCCCUGAUGCCAAGGGUUGGGUGUUCAAUGUUGUUCCCUGGUUGGUGGCCAUACCCUCAUCCCUCUUCAGUGGCUGCUUGUCUGACCACCUCAUCAGUCAAGGCUUUGACACAGCCUCAGUGAGGAAGUUGAUGCAGUUCUUCUCCAUGGGUGUGUCCAGUGUGUUUACUCUUCUUCUGUGUGGCAAAAAUACCUUCCCCUGGGCUGUAGCAUUUGUGUCGGCCACCAUGGGCCUCACCACCUUCAGUCACAGCGGUGUGUCUGUAAAUGUUCAAGAUCUUGCUCCUUCCUGUGCUGGAGCUUUAUUUGGUGUCAUGAAUACGUGUGGUGCUUUCCUAGGGGUCCUACUGGUGUAUUUCUCUGGGUAUCUCAUUGAGGCCACAGGCUCUUGGACAUCAGUGUUCGCCCUUAUCACCACUGUCAACCUGCUGGGCCUCUGCACCUUUCUGGCCUUCGCUGAGGCCCGCCGGGUCGACAUUGACUACAGUAAGGUCCGACACCACAACAUCCACAUCUAAAUCAUCAGCCUCAAAGCUGAGCAAGCCAACAAGCAUGCUAUCCCUCAAUGGAGACACAACCUUGGGCAACCAGCAGCUAAGACAUUAUCCACAUUGGAGAACUAGCCAAUGGAUAGCAUGUGGCACGCCUGCAUAUAACAUCUGGAAAAUGUUGAUAAGCUCUGUUGCUAGUUGAGGAAGUGUUGCAACAGUUACUGAAAAGCACAAAGCAGAGCUAGCACACUGUUACUGUAAAAUCUUGUAUCAAAAUCUUCAUAUCCUAGAAAAACAGAGAUUCAGUUUGUAGCAGAAUGGGAAAGAAAAAGUCUACACUACCUCAAGGUCUGGCUUGUGUAGCGUAUGGUGAUUAAACAGUUUCUGAGUUCAUCAUUUGUUACAGAACGUGUUACUUAGAACAAGAGAAGUUGUGUAAAUUGUUAUCAACAUAUUAAUAUAUGUAAGAAUAAUGGAUGUGGAAGUCUCAGGAGCUCUCUGACAGUUGUGACAGACCAAGGUGUGAGUUCUUACCCUGCGGGGAAGGGUGACGCAGGGAGGGUCCGGCCUCUUGCACCUGAAGUCUUUUAUUAGUACUCACCCAUCAAUGUCUGAGUGACACCUCAUUACCCAGCCACUAAUUACUUGGCAGGCGCUCUAAUGUCCCAUACAGUCUACCGUUUAUAGUCCCCAUCUCCAUGGUUACAAGCUCAUCUUAUUUUUACAGUCAGAGGAGGUGAAAGAGGACGCUGUGUUACAUUAAGGCUCUGACGUACUGCAUCCUCCUUGUUUUUAGUCUCAAAGAAUUUCCAAUAAAAAGACCAAAGGUUACUAAUUAUUCUUAUUUUUGUUCUAUGUGAUUGCAUGUCAUAGAAAUACCUCACUUAAUUAUUUUUUGAGUGUAUAUAUAUAUAUAUUUAUAAGACUACAUAAGAUUUUUGUGUCCAUUGAAAUGUCUUUUAUAAAAUAAAUAUAUUAAGUAAGAUGACAGGGAAAAUAAAUAUAUAUGGUAAGAUUACAAAAAAUCAUAGUUAGUAAAGAGUAAUUUUUUGACAGUGUGAUGCAGUAUGAAUAACUAUAUCAGAUUUCUGUAAGUUAAGUCCCUCACCUAUUAUUGCUUUCUGACCUGCACUUUGGUGGAAAGAAAGGUGUCGAUAUAUAUUUCAAACUUGUUUUGCUUUGCAAAGAUACAACCUUUUUGUCACAUUAACAUCAAUGUUAUCUUAGCGCUGCAUAAGUGAUGUCAGGAGUUGGGAAGGAGCUGCACACAGGAAGGAGCUCAUUUACUUAUCUUGGUGGUGUCGGAGGAAGCGUUUCUGCAUUCUGUCAAGCUGAGGUGAAAUUUUAUGGACACAAUGAAUGUUGCAGGAAAAGGUUUGAGAAUUUGAAAGGGUGAGUUGAGGAACUGGAAAACAUCCAUUUCACUGCAAAGUGUGUGAUGUCAUAAAAGCUACAUAACUCCGGCUGAAUGUUGAAAUGUUAAAGUGAUUGUGAUAUUUAGCUUUCACAGCACAGUCUCAAAAUGUAAUUUUCAAUCUAGAUGCUUUCUUGACACGUGUUCCUCAAAAAAAUUCUAUGCAUUAUUUUUUUUGUGCCUGAUUUCAGGAAUGAGAGAACUUUAAGAUAUGCUCACUGUUGUCACUCAGUGUCCUCCGUUAAUUAUUGUGCAUUAUUACAUUUCUUGCCUUCUUUGAAUGAGUUUUUUUUGCGUCUCCCUUUCUUUGUCUAUUUUUAUUUUACUUUGUUUGGUUGUUUUUAUUUCGGAAAUAACCAAUAUGUUUGUUAGAUAGUUUUUUUUAUUUAAAAUGUUCAGAGUAAAAAUGCAUUUUCUUUAUAACAUAUUUAAAUUGUUUGUGUGUGUAUUACAAGGACACAUACAUCUACUGAUCAUAAUGAAUAAUUUAAGAUAAUAUCUAAUCUGAAAUAUGAUGUCGACACCAAAUGAAACUUGGAUCCUUUGCCUACACUAUGUUUUGUUGUGAUCAUACACAAGGCCACAACCUUCACCGAUUUUAGCCUUAUUAUCGUCAAACCAAAAGCCCCACAAUAAUCAUAAGUUUACUCUGCCUUAGCCGAUGUGCAUAAUUUACAGCUGCCAUCGUUGUCUCUUUUUCUGUUUCUGUGUUGACAUUAACAUAAAAAAUAACUGAAGUUCUGUUCACCAACAUAUCUGACUGUAGGUUCUUUGACAAAUCCUUUUUGAUAACAUGUAAGAUAUGUAUGAUAGAGAGAAUACAUUUGUGGGGAAAAUGCAUUAUUGUAAUGCUUUUUAAAUAUGUUGUAUUUAAAGCAUAUAUUAACUUUGAAUAAAAAUAUAUUUUGUCAACA